Molecule: messenger RNA, 3009 nt
Organism: Drosophila mojavensis
Lineage: Eukaryota; Metazoa; Arthropoda; Insecta; Diptera; Drosophilidae
Gene: Hnf4
Product: transcription factor HNF-4 homolog
Exons: 8
Coding region: 690-2729 (679 amino acids)
Biological process (GO): anatomical structure development; cell differentiation; regulation of transcription by RNA polymerase II
Cellular component (GO): nucleus
Molecular function (GO): nuclear receptor activity; RNA polymerase II cis-regulatory region sequence-specific DNA binding; zinc ion binding
Source: RefSeq, a predicted model, not a curated record
UUUAAAUAUAUCGCUUUUGAUUGAUAUAAAUGAAUAUGCAGCAACAGUGCCGCAGCUGAAAAUGAAAUAAAUUCAUUUUAAUGUCCAAGUGUUCGCCGUUACGUCUUUAAUUGGCGUACAGAAAUAAACACACACACUCAUCUAUAUAACAACAACAACAAUAAGAAUAACAACAGUAGGGCAACGAAAAGCCGCUUAAGUGCAACAGUAAUAAAAAAAAAAUAAUAAUAAGAAAAGAGCCAAAGCAAAACAAAGAAAUAGCAAUAUGAAGCAGGCGAAGAGGUGUGCAACCGUGUAAUAUACGAUUUGAGUGCCAAAAAACGAGAAAAAAAAAAUAAACAUAAAAAACAUCAGCUUUCAAUUAUAAAGACGAACCAUGCAAAAAGCACAAAUAGGAAGGAAAUCAACAAGUGUGUGACGCGCGUCUCCGUUCUCUCGGUUGUCUGCUCUGCGCUCUGCUUCGCUUUCAUUCAUGCGGUCAACUAGAGUCAACAGCCAUAACAGCAGCGGCAGCGUCUGAUAAAAACCAAAAGCAACAGCAAAAACAAAAGUAACUGCAUACCAGCAACAGCAGCAACCCAACAACACAACAGCAACGAUAGCUACUUCCAACGGCGAGCUUUCAAUUGCUAAGCAUGGCUCACACAUGAUUGUGAAUUAUCUUUGAUAAGAACGUACACUCGAUUAUUAUGAAGCACCCACAAGAUCUGACAAUUACCGAUGGACAGCAGCUAAUGGAGAUUAACAAAGUGGAGCAAAUGGAACAGGAGAUUAAUGAGCCAGAAUCGGCCGAAAGUCAAAUAAUGCAUGCAGAGGCUCUGCCCGUUGGACAUCCUGCUGGCUCGCCCAUUGGCCAUGCGCUGAGUCCUAAUGGCGUUGGCCUCGGCCUCAGCAACAGCAGCAAUCAGAGCAGCGAGAAUUUCACACUCUGCAAUGGCAAUAGCAAUGCCAGCAAUAACAACAACAUGAUGUACUCACCGAACAACAACAACAACAAUGGCAGCAGCAGUCAACAGCAACAGCAGCAGCAGCAACAACAGCAGCAGCAACAACAACAGCAACAACAACAACAGCAGCAGCAACAACAGUCGCCAACAGUUUGUGCAAUUUGUGGAGAUCGGGCGACAGGCAAACAUUAUGGCGCCUCCAGCUGCGAUGGCUGCAAGGGUUUCUUCAGGCGCAGCGUACGCAAAAAUCAUCAAUAUACCUGCAGAUUCGCACGCAACUGUGUUGUGGACAAGGAUAAGCGCAAUCAGUGCCGUUAUUGCCGUCUGCGCAAAUGCUUCAAGGCUGGCAUGAAGAAGGAGGCGGUGCAGAAUGAACGCGAUCGCAUUAGCUGUCGUCGCACUUCCAAUGAUGAUCCGGAUCCAGGCAACGGACUGUCGGUUGUAUCGCUCGUCAAGGCGGAGAACGAAUCACGACAGUCGAAAGCGGGCGCCGCCAUGGAGCCCAACAUCAAUGAGGAUCUCUCGACCAAACAGUUUGCCAGCAUUAACGAUGUAUGUGAGUCCAUGAAACAGCAGCUGCUCACCCUAGUCGAGUGGGCCAAACAGAUACCGGCCUUCAAUGAUCUGCAACUGGACGAUCAAGUGGCUCUGCUGCGCGCCCAUGCGGGUGAGCAUCUGCUGCUUGGUCUCUCGCGUCGCUCCAUGCAUCUGAAGGAUGUGCUGCUGCUCAGCAAUAACUGUGUCAUCACCAGGCAUUGUCCAGAUCCCCAUGUCUCGCCCAAUUUGGAUAUAUCACGCAUUGGCGCGCGCAUCAUUGAUGAACUGGUGGUCGUUAUGAAGGACGUGGGCAUCGAUGAUACCGAAUUUGCCUGUAUUAAGGCAUUGGUCUUCUUUGAUCCCAAUGCCAAGGGUCUCAAUGAGCCAAAUCGCAUCAAGUCAUUGCGCCAUCAGAUACUCAAUAAUCUGGAGGAUUACAUCUCGGACAGACAGUAUGAGUCGCGUGGUAGAUUUGGGGAGAUUCUGCUUAUUCUGCCGGUACUGCAGUCAAUCACCUGGCAGAUGAUCGAACAAAUACAAUUUGCCAAAAUCUUUGGCGUGGCACACAUCGAUUCGCUGCUGCAGGAGAUGCUGCUGGGUGGCGAACUGGCGGACAAUUCGUUGCCACUCUCGCCGCCAAAUCAGUCCAACGAUUACCAGAGUCCCUCGCAUGGCGGCAAUUUGGAUGGCAGCCAGGUGAGCUCCACACUGGAUACACUGACCACGGGGAGCAGCGGAUCGCAUGGCCUGGAUCUGGAUGUGCAGCAGAUACAGGCGCUCAUUGAGGCGAACAGUGCGGAGGAUACGUUACGUGCCUAUACGAACAACAAUGCGGUGUCAGCGGCUGCUGCUGCCGUCGCUGCCGUCGUGGCUGCCACGCCCUCGUCUGCCGUAACGCCGCCACUGAGCAGCGCUGCCUGUAGUCCGAAAUCCCAGGAGAACGUAUACAUGGAUACGACAGCGUCACGUCAAUAUGGUGUCCAACACAAGAGUCAGCUAAUGCACAGUCCACAGCGAGUGCAUCCCUACCAAAGAGUGGCCACAUCGCCAAUCGAUACCGGCCUCGGAAUGCGCAAUCCGGCGGACAUUACGCUCAAUGAAUACAAUCGCAGCGAAGACAACAGCGCCGAUGAGCUGUUGCGUCGCACGCCCCUCAAAAUCCGAGUGCCCGAAAUGAUGGCGCCCAGCUAUGUGAUGGAGCCAUGUCGCAUGACGCUUAAACAGGAGCCCGAAACGGGCUAUUAACUGGUGCCAUAACCUAAGUGACAUAUAUAUAUACACUACCCUACCUUACCCUGUCUUACCACCCCAACAUACACUUCCCUAACCGAUUCCCCACUCUACCUCCUCUACAGGCCCCCUCUUGCUAUCUGCUAAGUGCUAUACAACAAAAUCAAAAAAACAAAACACAAAAACUUACUUAAUUGUUAUUGCCUUGAACUUUUUGAUACCGUUUUUUUAUUAGAGUUUAAGUAGGUAUUUUGGAAAUUGUUGCUUAAUUUGUAAAACACGCAAUUGCAAUCUA